Molecule: messenger RNA, 3862 nt
Organism: Ipomoea triloba (trilobed morning glory)
Lineage: Eukaryota; Viridiplantae; Streptophyta; Magnoliopsida; Solanales; Convolvulaceae
Product: SAC3 family protein A-like
Exons: 14
Coding region: 423-3467 (1014 amino acids)
Cellular component (GO): nucleus
Source: RefSeq, a predicted model, not a curated record
AACAGAGCCUCCAAACACGACCCGACGAAGACAACGGGUUAAAAUAUUGUAUACUCAAUAAAAAAACUCGAAAAUCUGAAUCAACAAUAAUACUGUGUAUGCUAUGUAUGCAAGCCCAAUUUCAAAUACAGCAGUCGCAUAUAAAUCAAAUCAAAGACCUCUUUCUGCAUUGACGACCUUCUUCUGCUCCAUUCACCGUUCCGUUUUGCAAAUUCUCUGAUAUUCUUCGCAUACAGACAGUUUUCUUUUUGUUGUUUCUUUAUUUUUUUAUUUUCAUUUUUCCUGUUGCUGUCAUAUCUUUUUGAUACCUUUUUCGUCUCAAUCUGCUGUUGUUAAUACGCAAGGAGGAGGAAGAGUUACUUGUUCGAGCUGAUUUGUUACUGUUCUCUUUUAUAGUUUUCUGCAGGGGAUGUAACGAGGAGAUGAUGAAUCAAGGAGCCAAAGCUGCCGACGCCGCACCUACCUUUAUGCCCAAUUUGCAGGAGAAUCAUCAGUUUGUUGAUCCAAGCCAACAUUAUACAUCGUCGUAUUAUGCCCCUCCUACCUCUGUAGCGACAUCAUGGACUGCUCAUGGAGUUGAUAACUAUGCCAGGGAGAAUGGUGUUAUUUCCAAUCCCGGUUAUCACCAUGAUCAACAAGCAAAUACUACUUCUACAAACAUCCAAGAUGGAUCAAGUGUGGCAUCUACUAGUGCGGCCUCGAGUUCAGUAGCAGCUAGUGUUCCUCAAGACUACAGUAAUUAUUCCACUUAUCCAAGCACCAAUCCAUAUGGCUACAACAAUGCGGGUUAUGCAGCUUACUACAAUGGCUAUCAUCAGCAGUCUAAUCAAUCAUAUGCUCAACCCGUAGGAGCAUAUCAAAAUACAGGUGCUCCUUAUCAGCCUCUUUCCUCAUUUCAGAAUACUGGAUCUUAUGCUGGGACUGCAAGUUAUUCAAGCACUUACUACAAUCCCGGUAAUUAUCAGACAGCUGGAGGUUACCCAAGUGGCUACAGUAAUCAGUACGAUCAAUAUGCAACAUAUCCUUCUCAGCAAUAUCAUACCUACAGUUCAGAUUCAGCUGCUGCCUAUGGUUCUACAGCUACUGUUCCUGCUUCACAACAUCAGCAACAAUAUAACCAAUGGGCAAACUAUUACACUCCAUCUCAGACAGAAGUCACUUGUGCUCCUGGGACAGAAAACCUUUCUGUUUCUAACGCACCUAGUUUGAGUUGUCCUAUUCCUGGUGUGAGUGGCGGAUACACAGCUGCAAACAGCCAACCACCGGCACCUCAUGCUCCAUCUUGGAAACCAGAGUCUACUACAUCUGAAUUGCCUACGGUGCAGUCUACUGUAGUUAGUGGCAAUGCCCAUGAUAGUUAUUGGAACCAUUGGGCUCCAGCUUUCCAAAAUCAACAAUCUAGUUCAGUGCAACACCAUGUUCAGAAUCCAUCAGAUGUAACUCCUACUUAUGAAAGCAUUCAAAAUCAACCAAAAACCACAGGUCCUCCAGGACCUAAUUUUCAGUAUCCAACUUCUCAUCAAAUGCCUUCUAGUUAUCAAACACAAAUGCAAAACAUCCAUCAGACUGUUCCACAAACAGUUCCACCUGAAGAAACGCACAGGGUAAGCAAAUUGCAGAUUCCAACAAAUCCUAGAAUAACUUCAACUUUGGGUGUGGGUUUACUGAAAACCGAUAAGGAUAGCUCUGCAACUACUGCAGCUGAAAAACCAGCCUAUGUCAGUGUUUCUUUGCCUAAACAGAAUGAAAAGGUGUCUUCUCAAGGUUCUGAUUCCAUUCUCAAGCAUGGUGCAUUUCCAAAGUCGUUGCGGGGUUAUGUGGAAAGAGCUUUAGCUCGCUGCAAAGAUGACUCUGAAAAGGCAUCUUGCCAAGCUGUCAUGAAAGAGAUCAUCUCGAAAGCUACUGCUGAUGGCACACUUUUUACAAAAGAUUGGGAUACUGAACCUCUUUUCCCCCUGUCCAAUUCAGAUGGAGUUAAUAAGGAGGGUCUAUUCUUUUCUACUUCAACUCCAAAUUCAAAGUGUAAAAGAAGUCCUAGUAGGCGAUUCAAAAGUCGAUGGGAGCCUGUGCCAGAGGAGAAACCAAUGGACAAACAGGAAUCUGUAAUUCCUAAUGCUAUAAAAUAUGGAAGUUGGAAUAAACAGGACUAUUUUCUGCAGUUUUCAAAUGAAAAGACAGAAAGCAAGAUGCAUCAUUUAGGUCAUGUGAAAUUUUCCUUAUCAGAGCAGAAAGUCUCCAGCGCAGAUACAUUGAGGGCAGCUAAGAGGCAGCGUCUUGGAGAGAAUCUGAAUGCAGCUGAUAAUGGCGAAGCAUCCAGUGAUAGUGAUAAGGAACUAAAGGAAGAGAGUUUAACUGCAUAUUACUCUGCUACAAUUACACUUGCUGAUUCACCAGAGGAAAGAAAGAGACGAGAAAGUCGUUCAAAGCGUUUUGAAAAGGGACACGGAAAUAAAGCAAGAAGCAACCACAUUAAAACAAAGAGUGUUGGAGCUGGAAAUUUAUAUUCUAGACGGGCAACUGCAUUAUGGCUUAGCCGAAGUUCUGAGGAAAGUGGUAGCAAAGCUGUUGAAGAUAUUGACUGGGAUGCUUUAACUGUCAAAGGAUCCUGCCAAGAAAUUGAGAAGCGUUAUUUACGCCUUACCUCUGCACCUGAUCCUGCUACAGUAAGACCUGAAGAGGUGUUGGAGAAAGCUCUACUUAUGGUUCAACAUUCGCCAAAAAAUUACCUCUACAGAUGUGAUCAAUUAAAAUCUAUACGGCAAGAUCUUACUGUACAACGCAUUCAUAAUGGGCUAACUGUCAGGGUUUAUGAAACACAUGCUCGAUUAGCAAUUGAAGCAGGGGACUUGGCAGAGUAUAAUCAGUGCCAAUCGCAACUGAAAACACUCUAUAGUGAAGGAAUUAGUGGAUGUAAUAUGGAAUUUGCGGCAUAUAAUUUACUGUGUGCACUUUUGCACUCCAAUAACAAGAGAGAUCUCCUAUCAGCAAUGUCAAGAUUAUCAUCUGAAGCUAGAGAAAAUGCAGCUGUUAAGCAUGCUCUUUCAGUCCGUAUGGCUGUGGCCUCUGGAAAUUAUGUUCUGUUUUUUAGACUGUAUAGGACAGCUCCAAAUCUUAACACCUGUCUCAUGGAUCUUUUUGUUGAAAAGAUGCGGUAUGCUGCUGUAAGAUGUAUGUCUCGUUCAUAUCGUCCUACAGUUCCCGUCCCUUACAUUGCCCAGGUUUUGGGGUUUGCUAGUAUUUUGCCCACAACUGAUGCCAGUGACACAAAGGAGACAGAUGGUGUGGAAGAAUGUUUGGAAUGGUUGAAGGCACACGGUGCAUGCCUUAGUUCAGAUAAUUCUGGAGAAAUGCUCCUUGACACAAAGACGUCUGCAUCUAGUCUCUUCAUGCCAGAACCUGAAGAUGCUGUAUCCCAUGGAGAUGCCAGUCUUGCAGUUAAUGAUUUUCUAACUCGGAGUCUUGCUUAGGAAAUCCAAUUUUAUUCAACGACACAGAUUGAUUGCCAAACAUCGAAAAAGAAGCUGCAGCUUGGACGACCGAUUGCAGACUUUGGCAAGAAAGCUGCAAUGCAGAAAAUUGAUUGGGAAUUUGGACCAUUUCAUGAAAAGAUCACCAGUAACAGUACUGAUGCCAAAUGAUUGCGAGUUCACAACUGUAUGAAUGAAGCCAGCCAGAUUCCAAACUACACGACUUUGGGCACCCCCUAAAAUGCUCUUUUUAGUGUUUGGGUGUGCUGAAUAGCUUGAUCUAGCUUGCAGUACUUCCAGUGAAAUUGUUACAGUUGGUAAAAUUUCUCAUUUUUAAGUGAAAAGAAAAAACAAUUUAGUCUUUACAUAUAGUUGCACUUAAAUCACAAGCAAAA